Messenger RNA from Monascus purpureus, 1308 nucleotides. The record is from the annotation of a GenBank genome assembly. NCBI's taxonomy places the organism in Eukaryota, Fungi, Ascomycota, Eurotiomycetes, Eurotiales, Aspergillaceae.
AUGGUCCUAGAACUUCAUGUCUGGGGACCGGCCUUUUCCCUGCCCUCAAUUGAUGCCCAAUGUCUUGCAGCAAUUGCCUACUUUUCCCUUGUGGUCCCCAAGGACCGAUGGGUGCUGAUCGCGAGUAGUGAUCCUUCCGUCUCGCCGAGCAAUGAACUGCCCGCGUUGCGGAAUGGGAAUACCUGGGUGAGUCGGUUCUCGAAUAUCGUGGAUUACCUCCGUCAGUACUCGGAUGGGGAGUGGCAGCUUGAUGGGGAACUGAGCGGAUUGAAACGGGCGGAUAGUAUUGCCUUCUCUUCCUUCAUCGAAGCCCGCGGACAACCACUCCUCGACCUCUCCCUCUACGUCUCUAGCCGGAAUUACUUCGCGAAUACAUCGCCCGCAUACGCAGCUAUUCUCCAGUGGCCAAACCAAUGGAUCAUCCCUCCUAAAGUGCGCUCGGCCGCGAAAGCCCGAACAGAACACCUGGGUCUCUCGUCUCUGGAUCUGGUCGCCGUCGAGGAACAGAAAGAACGGGAACGCUCCGCUGCUGUCACCACAGGACAGAUACCCAAGAACCUCAUCCAGAGACCGCGCGACACUGUUUCAAGCCUGCUAGGACGAACGUCGCAGCAGCAUCAGUUCAAAUUAGACGCCUUGACGACGGACGUGUUUGAGCUUCUCGAGACCCUCCUCGCGGACAAGCCGUAUCUACUCACCGAGGACCGCGCGACAGGCCUGGAUUGUCUGGUUCUGGGAUAUCUCUCUUUGGCUCUUUUUCCAGAACUUCCGCAUCCCUGGCUUCGGGAUGCGAUCCGGUCCAAAGCUCCCAAGUUAGCGCGCUACACUGAGCGUAUGCGCCGAACGUGUUUCGGGUCCAGCGUCACCGUUUCAGACGCCUUCAAGGAUGGCAACAAUAAUAUCGCUGACGCCGUUUCCUUGCCGUGGAAAGCUCCCGAGCGUGUCUCCUUUACUGCUAUUGGGUCCACCCUCCUCAACACGCUCGCAGAUGCUACACCGAUCUUGAAAGACCUGCGCGUGAGCAAGCGGCUACGCGAGGCCGCCGAGUCGCCAGACUCUGGAUUUUCGCGCGAGGAGAGUAAGGCCGUCACCGAAUACGCGCGGGCGAAGAAGACGGAUCUUCUUGUCUCCAUUGCGUCAGUGGCGGCUGGCAUUGCAGCCUUGGUGGGGUAUGCUUUCCACGUAGGGCUUUUGACUGUGGGCAAUCCUGAUGAGGAAGAGGAGGAAGCAUAUGAAGGAUAUGAAGGGGAUGGCACGGUGGAGGGGCUUAGCGGGAUGCAGGCGGGAGAUUUUCUAAGUGUUCUGUAG